Molecule: messenger RNA, 2072 nt
Organism: Thamnophis sirtalis
Lineage: Eukaryota; Metazoa; Chordata; Lepidosauria; Squamata; Natricidae
Source: RefSeq, a predicted model, not a curated record
AUGUCGUUUGGUGGCAGGACCGAUUUGCCAUCCGUGGCAGGAGAGCAGAGAUAUGCAAUCCGUCUGGAGGCCAAAUUGCUAAGACAUGGAAGUCCUGUUGUCCUUACAGGAAACCUCACAAGACUGGCCAGCCAGAAAGUGGCAUUUUCAGUAUCCUUGAUUAACCUGCUGAAGGAUGCUGCGUCCUUUGCAGUGUGUUUCGAGAAAAAGGCAGAUAAUGAGCUAAAGCAUUAUUCCCUGGAAGCAGAAACCCACAUUCCCGGCGUUUUUGGAUCUCACGUCAUUUUUCUUCUGCAAAAACGAGGACAAGUCUGGUCCAACAUCCUGAGAAUUAAAUAUGGAUUGUUUGGUCUCUUUGUACCAUGAAGACACUGCAACCCAGUUGCACUCCCGCUUGGAGGCUAACUACGGGAAACACUGGGAUGAAAUCAACAAUAUGAGGAAGGUGAUCAUCAGCCAGACGUUCAAAAAUCAUUCGCAGGCCACUCUGAGGAGCUACUUCAUGGAGUUUGUGAUCCAAGUGCCUGAAAAAAAUCUGGAUUACAGGACCCGGCUGCAGCAUUCCAGUUCUUCCCACCCUUCUCUACAAAGCAGCACCAGUUUCAAGGUGAAUUAUAACAACCGCAUCCUUUUCAUAGCCGAUCUGCAGUGGAAAAAUGUUUCGGGCCGUUUGCUGAAGAAGUGGGAAGGUACAUUCAACAUGGACACACCCUGGCUGUAUCUGUAUGCCACCCACAAGUUCCACCAAUUCCAGCGUUCGGCUUUCUUCACCGCUGUUGAAUUAACCGCCAGUAAAGCAUUUGUUGUCAAGGGUUUAACCGUGGAGCUCUACUGUAAAGAUGAUGACACGCAGAAGGAAGGCAGAAUUGAGAUCCGCACAUCGACCACUACCUAUCUGAGAGCUAAUCAAGAGCUGGAAGUGAAACUGAAAAUCAGUCACAAAGAAGUACUAAGCUUCCUGGGAAAAUACCAAAAUAAAUCUAGCAUGGGCCAAUCCCGCCAUCUGAUACAGCUGGAUAUCACCCAUUCACUCCAGGUAAUCCAACAGUUCAACACUUGGCUUAAUGGACCAGACUCUGGAUUUGAACUCUACCCUCAAUUUCUUCAACAGAAUUGGCAUCCGCUAAGUCUCCCCAUUCCACAAAGUCUUCUUCUCCAGGAAACAUUCACGGUGAACAAGAAGGAGAAGCACUACUCUUUGGAAACCAGACUGGUGAUUGACGAGCGGGAAGUCUCCAUUCUAACGCUCACCUUGGGCUAUCCGGCUAAACAUCCAUAUAUAUGCGCAAGAUUGACUCAUCCGUAUAACCGUGGCAUUUUUCCUCAAAAUAUGGAAACAUGCAUCAUGAUGAGAAAUCUCACCCAGGCUGCAGUUGACAUCAUCAGUAAAAUUGAAUCAGCAUUCCUUCCAGGUGGGCAUUUCAGGAUCCAAGGAGCAGAAAGCCCGCGUGGUGAACCUCCAUGGCCAUGUGCGGCACAACCUUGAAAGCGUACGGCUCAUCAUCCCUCAAGCUCUUUCCCUGAAUAGCUCCCUGAAGCAACGAAACAAUAUGAAUGAAGGACUUCCCAAGGAAAGUAGCACCAAGGCCAUGUAUGCUCACAACAGUACUUACCAGAGACUAACUGUGGAUCUUCAAGGGGGCAACCAGAAGAUUAGUGUCAUAUUUGGAGUUGAGAAGUUGCAUCCAGAAGCACUUCAAACCCAGUUGGCAAAUCAAUCUUUAGAGGCAUCACUAAGAACAUUGCUCCAUGGACCAGAUGUGGCUAACAACUCGGGGCCCAGUGUAAUAAGGGAAAUCUUUUCGAAUAGUAGUUUUGCUCCGCUGUGUAACCACACAGCAUGCAACCUGGAAAUCAGCUUCAGUCAUGCUUGGCCUUAUCUUACGUCUCUGGGCCUCGCCCAAGAGAAUAGGGUGAAAAUGGCCAUCACAAGAGGAGACCCACACAGCGUCCUUCUAGAAAUCACCCUGGGAAAUGGCCAGUGGAUGGGCCAUGGGGCACUGAGUGCUGAGGCUGGAGGGACAGCUGCUGAAUGGAGGGUGAUUUUUCUGAACAAAUCUGACUCUUUGGAG